GGUGAGUCAGACCCUGACUGGCGCGCUUGUGGGAGGCGGCCGCGUCGAGUCGGGUCGCAUUAAGUUAAAUGGACACGUGCUGCGGUCUCUCCCGAGACACUGCGCGCUCGGUGCCCGCGAGAGGAGGCUGACGAGGCGCCGGAGCCCGCUCCUUGCACCCGUUGGCGUUCGCCGCCCCCCCACCGGCCGCCAUCGCCGCCAUGCAGUCCCGGGAAGAGGCUCCGCGCUCGCGCCGCCUCGCCAGCCCCCGCGGCGGCAAGCGACCCAAGCGAGUCCACAAGCCCACGGUGGCGGCUUUUUUCACGGGCCCCGAGGAACUGAAGGACUCGGCGCACUCGGCCGCCUUGCUGGCCCAGCUCAAGUCCUUCUACGAUGCGCGGCUGCUCUGCGAUGUGACCAUCGAGGUGGUGACACCGGGCAGCGGGCCGGGCACCGGCCGCCUCUUCCCUUGCAACCGCAACGUGCUGGCCGCCGCCUGCCCCUACUUCAAGAGCAUGUUCACGGGCGGCAUGUACGAGAGCCAGCAGACGAGCAUCACCAUGCACGACGUGGACGCCGAGUCUUUCGAGGUGCUGGUGGACUACUGCUACACGGGCCGGGUGUCACUGAGCGAGGCCAACGUGGAGCGCCUGUACGCCGCCUCCGACAUGCUGCAGCUCGAGUACGUGCGCGAAGCCUGCGCCUCUUUCCUGGCCCGCCGCCUGGACCUGAGCAACUGCACGGCCAUCCUCAAGUUCGCCGACGCCUUCGGUCAUCGCAAGCUGCGCUCGCAGGCCCAGGCCUUUAUCGCCCACAACUUCAAGCAGCUCAGCCAGAUGGGCUCCAUCCGGGAGGAGAGCCUGGCCGACCUGACCCUGUCCCAGAUGCUCACCGUCCUGCGCCUGGACAGCCUCAAUAUUGACAAUGAGCAAACCGUGUGCCACGUGGCGGUGCAGUGGUUAGAGGCUGCCCCCAAGGAGCGUGGGCCCAGCGCUGCCGAGGUCUUCAAGUGCGUCCGCUGGACUCACUUCACCGACCAGGACCAGGAUUACCUGGAAGGACUGUUGACCAACACCAUUGUGAAGAAGUACUGCCUCGACCUCAUUGAAGGGGCCCUGCAGAUGCGGUAUGGGGACAUGCUGUUCAAGGCUGUGGUGCCCAAGCCUGAGACCAGCAGCAGCAGCUCCCUGGUAUCUGCCGUGGAGAACCCACCCGAGAGACUGGGGGUGUGUGCCAAGAAGAUGGUGAUCUUCUUUGGACAUCCCAGGGAUCCGUUUCUGUGCUGUGACCCGUACACUGGGGACAUGUACAAAGUGCCAUCGCCUGUGACCUGCCUUGCUCAUACGAGGUCUGUGACGACCUUAGCCGUCUGUGUAUCUCCGGACCAUGACAUCUACCUUGCUGCCCAGCCCAGGAAAGACCUGUGGGUGUAUAAGCCAGCCCAGAACAGUUGGCACCAGCUGGCUGACCGCCUGCUCUGCCGGGAGGGCAUGGAUGUGGCCUACCUCAAUGGCUAUAUUUACAUCUUGGGUGGGCGAGACCCUAUUACUGGAGUUAAACUGAAGGAAGUGGAAUGCUACAGUGUCCAGAGGAACCAGUGGGCGCUGGUGGCACCCUUACCCCACUCUUUCAUAUCCUUUGACCUAAUGGUAAUUCAGAACUAUCUCUAUGCUCUGAACAGUAAGCGCAUGUUCUGCUAUGAUCCUAGCCAUAAUAUAUGGCUGAAGUGUGUGUCUCUGAAGCGGAACGACUUUCAGGAAGCCUGUGUCUUCAAUGAUGAGAUCUACUGUAUCUGUGACAUCCCUGUUAUGAAGGUCUACAAUCCAGUCAGGGGAGAAUGGAGACAGAUGAAUAACAUUCCCCUGGUAUCGGAGACCAACAACUACCGGAUCAUCAAUCAUGGCCAAAAAUUGCUGUUGAUCACCUCACGUACUCCACAGUGGAAGAAAAAUCGUGUGACUGUAUAUGAAUAUGACAUUGGGUCAGAUCAGUGGAUUAAUAUCGGGACCACAUUAGGUCUCUUUCAGUUUGAUUCCAAUUUUUUUUGCCUUUCAGCUCGUGUUUAUCCUUCCUGCCUAGAAUCUGGUCAUAGUUUUCUCACUGAGGAAGAAGAAGUGCCCAGUGAGUCUAGUACUGAAUGGGACUUAGGUGGAUUCAGUGAGCUGGAUUCCGAGUCAGGAAGCUCAAGUUCUUUAUCUGAUGAUGAUUUGUGGGUACAAGUAGCACCUCAGUGAAAUGCACAGGAAAAGUGGAGUUUUUUACAGCUAGUUUGAAACCUAAUGUGAUUUUCUGCUAUGGAAUGUAUCUUAAGAGAGUUACCCUUUCUAUUUUCUGGAGAAAAUAAGUUGAUUCUUUCAGUUUCAGUUUAGAAAGGGUAUGUUUGAAUUACUAAUUGUCGUUUAAUGUUACAGAAUUUUAAAACACUAAAAUUAAUAAUUUACUGUUCUACAAGCCCAGUAUUGUUUUAUUAUAUCUGUUUCAUUAUGCUCUUAAACUUUUAUUAUUGAAUUUAAUAUUCUGUUUAGUGCCACAAGUGCUGUAAUUUGAAUUUUAGUUUUUAUAAUAGAAAAUUUAUUGGAUAGGAAUUACUAAAUAGGGUUUUGAGAGAAUAUAUCUUUUCUUUCAGAAUAGUGUAAUAGAUUUUCAAAACUUUAGUAUUUACACUAAUUUAUAUGUUACAGUUUCAGUAGUUUGCUAAGUUUUAGUUUAGUGUCCUCUUAUGUGAAGAAUGAUGCCUAUACAUUUAAUGUGACUGAAUAGUGAUAUCAUUUGCAGUUAUAUAAAGAAUGACUAAACUCACUGAAGGUAAAAACAAAAAAAAAGAGGAUUCUAUUGUUUGGAAAGAAGUUUAAUUUUGUAGUGUAAAAUGGGUAUUUGCCACAAGUGACCAAAUUUCCAUCUAAAAGAGUUCAUUCUAGUGGUAUUGUCAGUUGUCUGAAAACCUUAAAAAUUUAACUUGCUUUGUAGGUUCAUAUUUAACAAAAAAUCCAUACUUGACACAGGCUUCAUUGAAUCAGAGGAAAAAAUCCUUUUUCACUGGAGAUGAUUAUGUAAAUUUUUAUCCAUUGUGUUAAAAAAAAAUUUAUGUGACUCUUAAAAUAUUUUGACUGUACAGUUUUGGUGUUCAUCUUAGAGAUUUUGUCAACUGUGUGAUUAUUAUUAAUGUUUUGUGAGGUAAUAUUGAUUUUGAAAAUAUGUAUAAACUAAGAACAGUAUUUUGUUGAGAUCAGUAGUUAUUGUGUCUAUCAAUUAUAAAAUCAAGUGCCAGCAGAGAACUUUAAAACUUCAUUGUGUAUCGAACUGUUUUGUGUGUCCUUGACAUAUUCUGUAAGUUUUGUAAGUUACUAAAUGUUAUUAUCAGCUUAAAGGUAUUUUUGUAUUAAAAGUAUACAGUUAACUUACACAGUGAAUGGUAGCAUUUGAGGCCAGUCCUGAAAAUAUAUUUGUUUUGUCUCAGAUUCCCCAAGCAGCGUAAACACUACUAUUUUGUUACAGUAUUUGUAUUUGUUCUAUGUUUCUCUGUGAAUCAUGUUCCAGUCUUGCUUCUCUCAAGGGAAAGUCCAGAACUAGAGACUAAAUCACAAAACUGACAUUGUUAAAUACAAAAACAUCUUAAGUGCUUACCUCAUGUGGACUUACUAAAUAUGUUUGUCCUUAACAUAUACACGAUAAACCACCAGAUGCAUAUAGUAUAUAAUUUUCCAUAUUCAGUUAGAAUAAUCUCCCAGAAUCUUCAUUCCAUAACGUGCUAAUUAUUCUGUUUAUUCUCUGUGAUAGAAAAGUGACAUUUCAUACACUUAAACAGUAUAGAGGAAUGUGCUUCUGGAUAGAGAUCUAAGUUUUUGAUAUAUACAGAGAAAUAAAAAUGAAGAAGUGGAGAUAAACGUAAAGAAAGUCUUAGCUAAUUUGGCCAUUUGGAUAUUCUACAAAGCAUUCCUACUUAACAUUUUUUUUGUGAACUAGAUGCUUGUCCUAGCAGUUCCUUCAAAAAGGCAAACAUGCUCUAGUUGUCUUAAGGCUAAAUAUUGUUCCAUUUGACAGCAGAGUUGUAUAAGCUUAACACAAUGCCGUUUUUCAGUAGUGUUAUUUUUUUGGCCAACUUCUCUUCACCAGUAACUUCUUGUUGAUAGUUUGUUUUUGUCAGAUUGAAACAGGAUAAAUCUGAUUCAGUCUGCAGAAUUAAGGUAUGCUGCCAGUUUGUAAAAGGACAAAUUCUUCAAUUUGUCAUUUUCUGCCUUUGAGGUAAAGCCUAAGCUAAAUAGUAGUAAUAUCUUUGUUUACAAAGAGGUUUUCUGGGAAGAAUUUUGGUUUUGUGACAUGUUUGUGAAUUAUGGAAUAGAUGUUAAUCAUUAUUUUAUAGCUAAGUGGUUUGUAUGUGAUUAGUUAUAAAUAAAACUGGUACUAGAAUCCUGA
Messenger RNA from Sorex fumeus (smoky shrew), 4392 nucleotides. RefSeq names its product kelch repeat and BTB domain-containing protein 6. The record is from RefSeq and is a predicted model, not a curated record. Bases 201 to 2213 code for a protein of 670 amino acids. Gene Ontology annotation, molecular function: protein binding. The transcript has a single exon. NCBI's taxonomy places the organism in Eukaryota, Metazoa, Chordata, Mammalia, Eulipotyphla, Soricidae.